This is a messenger RNA of Aplysia californica (California sea hare), 1412 nucleotides long. RefSeq names its product S-acyl fatty acid synthase thioesterase, medium chain. Bases 1 to 408 code for a protein of 135 amino acids. Gene Ontology annotation, biological process: lipid biosynthetic process. The record is from RefSeq and is a predicted model, not a curated record. The transcript is spliced from 4 exons. Lineage: Eukaryota; Metazoa; Mollusca; Gastropoda; Aplysiida; Aplysiidae.
AUGUGCAACAGAGAGUGGGCUAACCGCUACACCACAGACGCCAACGAUAGUAAGGAAGAGACUACAAGAACUGAAGGUUGCGGCGGAAUUCCCUCUGAGUUAUUUGAAAGUAAGGAACUGACAGAUUUACUUUACCCCCGACUUCUGGCAGACUUCGACGUGCUGGAUCAGCUGGAGUUCGAGGAUGACCCAAAUGCUAAAGAACGGCCUAUUCAAUGCCCAGUUGACUUUUUUGACGGUGAAGAUGAUAUCGACCAUGAUUUGACCGCAUGGAGAGGGCUGUCCCGUGCGCCAUUCACAUUCCGGCACAUACCAGGCGGCCACUUCUUUCUGAGGGAACCCGAGUCCUCGAAGCUGCUAAUCAACCAUAUGAACCAAAGAUUCAUCAGCUACCAGGACUUUGUGUAAAACGCCCGCUUAUCCAGGACUGUCAGAUUUUUCAGACUAAAUUAAUUAUGACCUCUCAACUCUACUAUAGUAGACCUAGUGUUUCUAAGGAAAAUGUGGCAAGCUAAGAAAGUUUCAGAAAGGAGCUUUUGUUUAUAUGUUAGGCCUACACGUAAAUAUUUCACCUCGCGUUUCUUUCACAUGCAAUGGUUUGACUCGCACUGCAUAACUUAUUCGAAGGGGAAACACAUUAAUGUCCUGAAAAUAUGAUAUCCAGCGUACUAAUAAAAUGUUUGUAUAGUUAUAGUGCAAGAUUUAUCAGUUUAGUGUGGUAGAUUUAAGUGUUUAGAGCCUCUUCAGAAGUCAGGGAUGUGAUUAUAAUGUCAAACAUCACUUCUGCACAAAACCAACUAGUCUACUCCAAGCCACAUCACUCAAAAUCGAGCCAUUCAGCUUGGUUUGAAAGUCAUGAACAAAAGGGUUUCAGAUUAGUGAUCUGCAAAAAAAAUGUAAUUCCCUCGAAAGUUGAGGGAAAAAUUAAAGUGUUUUUUUUUAAGAAUUUGUUUUUGGGUUUUUUAAUGUGCUAUAAGGUCUUCCUGCAACAUUGCUAUUAUCAGUGACUAGAGAACAUAACUAAAUAUGUAUAAGGAUGAAUAGAUUUUUUACCCUGGGGCCCACACAGGAGAAGCGGCGUGAUCAGAAAGUGAAGAUAAUAAUAUUAUUAUUAUGGAACUCAGCAGCAGCAUCUUAUCUUUAAAGUGGAUCUUACUAACGCUGAGUGCUAUGUCUAGUGCGACAGUAAAUCCUUCGUUACUAUUGCAUUGACGGGUAUUUUAUUCUUUUUUUUUUCAGUGGUAUCAUAUUAUUUUCUCUUUGUUAAAAAGGAAUUGAGCAAACAUAAACGUAGAUCUAUGUUAUUGCUAAAGUACACUGUGUCUAUUAUUCGACCACAUUUUUUAGUUUAAAUAAAUCUGGGGUGUUUUUUUUCCUUUUGUUUGUUUUUUGUUAUCAUUGGUAAGUGUCAC